Molecule: messenger RNA, 1618 nt
Organism: Aspergillus homomorphus CBS 101889
Lineage: Eukaryota; Fungi; Ascomycota; Eurotiomycetes; Eurotiales; Aspergillaceae
Product: PAF acetylhydrolase
Exons: 1
Coding region: 26-1513 (495 amino acids)
Molecular function (GO): 1-alkyl-2-acetylglycerophosphocholine esterase activity
Source: RefSeq, a predicted model, not a curated record
GUUUACCGGUAUCAGCACCAGCAUCAUGAGCAGCAUCAAAAACCACCCGCAAAACGCCCCCGUCGCCCUGGUAUCGCAAUCCCGCCCGCGUUUCCCUUGGCGACGCAUCCUCUUGAGCGCUGUCGGUUUGUACGCCUUCUAUUGCUUCAUUCAUGGCGUCCCCCUCCUUGCUUCGCCACUGCCGUCCUACACCGGCCCGCAUGGCGUCGGGGCUAUCGAUCUCGAGGUGCCCUUAAAUGGCGGGCCUCUACGGGUCGCUGAGGCCGUUCACAAGACCACCGGACAACCGGUCUUUGAAGUUGAAACACUUCUGGCCACGGUUUAUUACCCGACCGACCGUGACUUCCGUUCCCGCAAACCCCGAUAUCGCUGGAUUCCGCGGCCCAUCAGCCUCACGGCUCAAGGCUACGCCCGUCUUGCCGGUCUAGACAAUUUCAUCACUCGACCCAUCUUCACCGUGGCUCUAUGGGCUGUGGGCGGUGCCGUAACCAUUCCCGCUGAGGUCGACGCUCCGCUUCUUCGCCACGGGAGCGGCCACGAUUCGUUCCCCGUCACUAUCUUCUCCCACGGCGAUGUCAGCUCGCGCACCGACUAUACCCAGUUCCUCGCCGAACUCGCCAGCCGCGGACACGUCAUCGUCGCCAUGGAACACCGUGAUGGUAGUGGGCCCGGCUCUAUCGUCAAGACCUCCGCUAACUCCCCGGGUCGCCACGUCCCUCCUCUCCGGCUGUCCGAUGUUCAACGCCCAGAUCCAGAUAUAGCCAUGAACUUCGACCGGGACGCCUUCAAACGCGCUCAGCUUGCCUUUCGCGACGCCGAAUUUCACGCAGCUGCCGACCUCCUCCACGCCAUCAACAACGGCACCCCGAUCCUGAACACCCGUGACCCUGUCACCACCCUCCCCUCUUGGACCGGCCGCCUCAACACCAGCCAUCUCACUCUCGCAGGGCACUCUUUCGGCGCCACGGGCGCUCUCCAAGCCCUCACCACAACACUCUCCCCAUCCCCCGUUGCAGGAUGGAUCCUCGACCCGGGCAAAUCCAGCGGACCCCUCAACCCUAACGCCACUGUGCCCAUUCUUGUAGUGCACUCCAACUCCUGGUCCCGCACCGUCAGCCCCUUCUACAACCGGCCGCACUUCGACACUGUCCGUGACCUUGUCCGCGCUGUCCCCGCCCCGUCCUGGUUCCUGACCAGCAUCGGUACGGCACAUCCCAGCGUCACCGACGCCCCGCUGAUCGAGCCACUGCUCCUCAGCUGGACCACCGGCACCACAUUGGACGUUCGGGAAGCGCUACGCGAGUAUGUUCGAGUUGUUGAUGACUUCUUCCAUUAUGUGCGAGAUGGAAAAGAACGCGGCAUCCUGAGCGAGAAAGCAACCCAUCAUCAGUACGAUGAGUGGGUGAGUGAGGAGCGGGAAAGGGAGUUUCCGCGGGCUUUAGCGAGACUGUGGCAGAUUCACGUUACGCCUAGCAAUCAGACGAGGCCGAUGGAGCAUCCUGUGGAGCUUUGAAUAGAUUAUCUCAUGAUAUAAAUAAUGUGUAUAGUACGUCCCGUUCGCCUUACCGAGCGAACAAUGUUAUUUACUAUCUGAAGUAUCUGAAGAAAUAGUCCAGCU